Molecule: messenger RNA, 3228 nt
Organism: Stereum hirsutum FP-91666 SS1
Lineage: Eukaryota; Fungi; Basidiomycota; Agaricomycetes; Russulales; Stereaceae
Exons: 12
Coding region: 1-3102 (1033 amino acids)
Cellular component (GO): cytoplasm
Molecular function (GO): saccharopine dehydrogenase activity
Source: RefSeq, a predicted model, not a curated record
AUGCCUCUCCUUCGACGAACUUCUCUCUCUUCGCUGUCACCUUUGCACUUGAGUCGGAGACGCUAUAGCUCCCAUAAUAUCCCGGUGACCAUUGGAAUCCGUUGUGAGGACCCUGCAAGAGUAUGGGAGCGUAGAGCUCCGCUUACACCUGACGUGGUAGCGGAUUUGGUUGAGAAGGAUGGUGUGAGGGUACUUGUGCAGGAGUGUGAGCGGAGGGUAUUUCCUCUGGAUGAAUAUAUCCGGGCCGGAGCAGAAGCCCACCCCACGCUUGACCCCGCCCAUAUAAUAUUAGGAAUCAAAGAACCACCUCUGACCACUCUCCUCACCACCCCUGUUCUGUCUUCUUCCCCUGUAUCCUCGUCAGCUGCACCAGUUCUCAACCCCCGAACGCACGUCAUGUUCUCCCAUACCAUCAAAGGGCAGGAGUACAACAUGCCUUUACUAUCGCGUUUUCUCACCGGUGGGUAUAAGUAUGCCGACAAAGGCGCUGGAACAAUGCCGGGUAUCUCGAGUAAGGAGGAAGAGGGUUUGGAACCGCGAUUGAUUGAUUAUGAGUUAUUGGUGGAUGGAAGCGGCAAGAGGACUGUGGCGUUUGGGUGGUUUGCUGGAGUCGCAGGAGCUCUCGAAUCCCUAUCUGCGAUGGCGGACAUGCACCUCAAAGGCGGUGUGGCGUCGCCCUUUCUAUAUACUCCCCGUCCUCACUCCUCACCUUCGCUUGAGCAUCUUCGUUCAGCCUUGCAAUGGAUCGCUACUCAGAUCACAGAGCACGGGACACCGCGCUCUUUAGGUCCUUGUGUCAUUGGUGUGACUGGGAAUGGCAAAGUCUCUCAAGGAGCGCUCUCCAUCCUUUCCGAGCUCCCACUCGUAUACAUCAAACCCGAGGAUCUACCCGCAUUGGUCAACAACUCAAACGCCGAUCUAACGAAGAUCUACAUCGUUCACGCACUGCCUGAGUCCUACCUCUCCCGGCAGGACGGAAAGCCCUACGAUCGUGCCGACUAUUAUGAGAAUUCGCAGGCCUACGAGUCCCAUUUCCAUACCAAGAUCGCACCAUACCUGACACUUUUCCUCAACGGCGCAGGCUGGAACCCAGCCUGCCCCCGCCUACUCCUCACCUCUCACCUCCAAGCCCACACACCAAGACUAGCCGCCAUCGGCGAUAUUUCAUGUGAUAUCGAGGGAGCUCUGGAGUUCGUGAAGAAGAGUACGACGAUCGAUAAGCCGUGCUAUACUGUCGGAGAAGGAGCGGGAUGGAAAGGAAUGGGCAUAAGCGUCAUGGCUGUGGAUAUUUUGCCAGCUAGCCUCCCGAAGGAUGCGAGCGAAUCGUUCGCGGGUGCUGUGAAGGACUAUGUUAGGUGUCUUGUCGCGGAACAGAAGGCCGGCUCGGGUUCUGACUUGGGAAAUGGGGAUAAUGAACUGAGGAAGGCGUUGAAGAGAGCGACUGUGGCAGUGGGUGGGAGGGUGACAGGUGGUGAGGGGUCGAGUUUCGAUGAUGGGUUUAGGGAGGUUCUGGAGGGGAAAGUUAGGAGAUGGAGGGAGAGUCAGAGUAGUGGUGAGACGCAAGCCUCUUCUGCAUCAGAAACAACGGCGAAGAACGUGGGGGGUGCUAUUCCUGCCAGUAAUAGUCUUUCGGGCGCCCCGAGGAAGAAGAGGGUUUUAGUCCUUGGGAGCGGGAUGGUCGCGGGACCUGCGGUCGAUGAGUUGGCAGGCAGGCCGGGUGUGGAGAUUAUCGUCGCCAGUAACGCACUAGCCGAAGCAGAGAGCCUGGUCAAGCAUCAUAAGAACGCAAAGGCUUUGUUGAUCGACAUGGAGGAUAAGGAACGUAUUGCGGGAUUGGUACAGCAAGCUGACAUCGUCGUGAGCUUGCUCCCCGCGCCGUUCCAUCCAUCCGUCGCGGAGCUCUGUAUCGAGCACAAAACCCACCUUGUAACGGCGUCAUAUAUCUCAUCUUCAAUGCAGGCUUUGCACUCGCAAGCCAUCGCAUCCGAUAUUCUUCUCCUGAACGAAAUCGGCCUUGACCCCGGAAUCGACCACUGCUCAGCACACUCCCUUCUCUUGCGCCUACGUUCGCAGAACAAGCAAAUCGUGAGUUUCACGUCGUUUUGUGGCGGGUUGCCAGCGCCCGAGGCGGCGGAGGGCGUGCCGCUGGGUUAUAAGUUCAGUUGGAGCCCGAGGGGUGUCUUGAGGGCUGCGGAGCAGAGUGCGAAAUUCAGGCUGAAUGGGAAGGACUGGGAAAUCCCCGGAGAAAGAAUAUUGAGGGAUCAUUUCCCCGAGGUUCCGAUCUCGAAUGUGUUGAAGCUGGAGGGUAUGGCGAAUAGGGAUAGUAUGCCGUAUGCAGAUAUUUAUGACUUGGGCCCUAACCUGCGGACAAUGCUCAGAGGGACAUUGAGAUAUCCGGGCUUCACGUCUCUCAUGCACUCCUUCAAAUCCGUCGGUCUCCUUGAACCCACUCAGCCCAUUCAACUCGAUUCCACAUUAGGCUGGCCGUCAUUUACCCGUCUCGCCCUCGAACGACAGCUCGAUACCGAAAUCCCUACCAAUGCUCCGUCGCUCUUGUCUGCUCUCUCGAGCACUGUUGAUGAAUCUCGUAUCGCACCACUUUGGGAUGCUUUGACAUGGCUGGGCUUGGUUCCUUCGCAGCCUGAAGGGGGCGAGAAAGGCGCAACGUCACUCCCUCCAGUUCCGAAGGUACCUAUGCCCCCAGCAGAUCUACUUGCCAUUCAUCUUGCGCAUACGCUCCGCUAUCUUCCCCACGAAAGAGACCUCGUCAUCCUAUCACACGAAGUCGUCGCUCGAUCCUCUUCAGCAGGCUCUCCCGACGAGGACAUCCACACCUCCGACCUUGUGGUCUAUGGAGAUAGUAAAGCUACAGCUAUGGCGCGUACGGUCGGCCUUCCUGUUGCGCUCGCUGCCCUUCAGAUUUUGGAUGGCAAAGUUGCAGUGAGGGGUGUACAGGGUCCAACUGCAGAAGGGAAUUUGUGGAAAGGGGUGCUAGAAGGGUUGGAGGGGAGGGGAUUAGGCGUCAGGGAGGGUGUUAGGAGAGGGGGAGGGAUGGAGCGGGUGUUGGAUGACGGGUUGAGGAGGACGAGUGGGGUUGUAUGAGAGCUUUGGUUAGAUGUCAGGAUUCCUGAUUAGCACUCACUGAAUCCUUGGACGACUUUCGGCGACCAUCUUCUUGCACGCUGCAUGUUCAUGUUGUACUAGUAAAAUAUAUGCAUACAUCCACGA